Messenger RNA from Quercus lobata, 1939 nucleotides. RefSeq names its product calcium-dependent protein kinase 11-like. Gene Ontology annotation, molecular function: calcium ion binding; protein kinase activity; ATP binding. The record is from RefSeq and is a predicted model, not a curated record. Gene Ontology annotation, biological process: protein phosphorylation. The coding region runs from base 86 to 1624 and encodes 512 amino acids. NCBI's taxonomy places the organism in Eukaryota, Viridiplantae, Streptophyta, Magnoliopsida, Fagales, Fagaceae. The transcript is spliced from 7 exons.
AGGAAAGAAUCACACAAAUCUCACAAUUCACAAAUCACAAAUCACAAAUCACAGAGAUCCAUCUUCCAUCAAAAUCUGCUGAACAAUGAAGAACCAAACCACAUCAUCACAAUCAACAACACCAACACCACCGCCAAAGCCAGCAACCACAGUGUUACCCUAUCAAACCCCAAGACUCAGAGACCAUUAUCUAAUAGGCAAGAAGCUAGGCCAAGGCCAAUUUGGUACAACAUACCAUUGUACCCACAAGUCCACAGGUGCUUUCUAUGCCUGCAAAUCCAUCCCAAAGCGCAAGCUUUUAUGCAGAGAAGACUAUGAAGAUGUUUGGAGAGAGAUUCAGAUCAUGCACCAUCUUUCAGAGCACCCAAAUGUGGUACAAAUCAAAGGGACUUAUGAGGACUCUUUGUUUGUUCACUUGGUUAUGGAGUUGUGUGGUGGAGGUGAGUUGUUUGAUAGGAUUGUGCAGAAGGGUCAGUAUAGUGAGAAAGAGGCUGCCAAGUUGAUUAAGACUAUUGUUGGGGUUGUGGAGGCUUGUCACUCUCUUGGGGUUAUGCAUAGAGAUCUCAAGCCGGAGAAUUUCUUGUUUGAUUCACCUGCUGAUGAUGCUAGCCUCAAAGCCACCGAUUUUGGCUUGUCUGUCUUCUAUAAGCCCGGACAAGCUUUUUGUGACGUAGUUGGAAGUCCCUAUUAUGUUGCACCUGAAGUGUUGCGAAAGAAUUACGGACCUGAAGCAGAUGUUUGGAGUGCUGGUGUUAUCCUUUACAUCUUAUUGAGUGGAGUUCCACCUUUUUGGGCAGAAUCUGAAACAGGAAUCUUCAGACAGAUUUUACAAGGCAAAAUAGAUUUUGAAUCGGCACCAUGGCCUAGUAUUUCAGAAAGUGCAAAAGAUUUGAUACGGAAAAUGCUUGAAAGGGACCCAAGAAAACGAAUUUCUGCCCAUGAAGUCCUGUGUCACCCAUGGAUUGUGGAUGACAGAGUUGCUCCAGAUAAACCUCUGGAUUCUGCAGUUUUAUCACGGCUGAAGCAGUUCUCAGCAAUGCAUAAACUUAAAAAGAUGGCUCUGCGUGUCAUAGCAGAAAGACUUUCAGAGGAAGAGAUUGGUGGUCUGAAAGAGUUGUUCAAUAUGAUUGACACAGACAAUAGUGGGACGAUAACAUUUGAGGAACUUAAAGAGGGUUUAAAAAGAGUGGGCUCUGAACUGAUGGAAUCUGAAAUCAAGUCUCUUAUGGACGCAGCUGAUAUAGACAAUAGUGGAUCAAUAGACUAUGGUGAAUUUCUUGCUGCUACUUUGCACAUGAAUAAGAUGGAGAGGGAGGAGAAUUUGGUUGCAGCCUUCUCCUUUUUUGACAAGGAUGGUAGUGGUUACAUCACCAGUGAUGAGCUUCAACAUGCUUGCAAAGAGUUUGGUCUAGGUGAUGUCCACCUGGAGGAGAUGAUCAAAGAAAUCGAUCAGGACAAUGAUGGCCGUAUAGAUUACGGGGAGUUUGCAGCAAUGAUGAGGAAGGGUGAUGGAGAAGUUGGGAGGAGUAGAACUAUGAGAAGCAAUUUGAACUUCAAUUUAGCUGAUGCCUUUGGAGUAAAUGACUCAACUGUUGACACUAAACAAAAGCAAUCCUCUGUAUAGUUACGAAAUAAGAAGGCAGUAGUCGCAGUUUAGAUCAUAAUUAUUCUCAGUUCUUGUUUUAGCCGGAACGAUGCGUACUUUUCUCUUAAUUGGGUUAUAGUCGUUUAUUUGUAAUGUUUUAGAACGACCAUGCCUCAUCUGUGUUGUGUAGUUUCAACUUUCAGCAGGAGUGAAGUUGAUGUUAACAGAAAAAGCAGCAGCUUUAAUGAAAUAGAUGUUCAGUGUAUGUGCUAACAUUAUAGAUUUUGUAGCCAUGGGGCUGCUGUUUUGACAUGGAACUUGAGGCAAUGAAGACUAAUGGCUAUUGUUAUAUCA